AUAGCCUCUCUUUGUGUCAACACUUUUCUUCCAUGCUAUUGUCUAUUAAUACACCACUUGUUCUAUAAAUAUAUCCACCUCGUAACCCUCAUUGCCUUUCUAGCUUAUCCACAGAGAGAGAGAGAGAGAGAGAGAGAGAGAGAGAGAGAGGGUGGCCAUGUCUCUUGCCUACUGUGUUACGGAGCAGAAGCCUUGUGUUGGUUGGGUUGAGAAAUAUUUCAAAGAUUGUCUUUGUAAUCUAAGAGAUGAUUUUUCUUUUGGUUUUGGUCUCAUUAGUUUAGUUUGUUGGGGAGUUGCAGAGAUCCCUCAAAUCAUCACCAACUUCAGAACUAAGUCCAGCCAUGGAGUCUCCCUUCUUUUUCUCCUCACUUGGGUUGCUGGAGAUGUUUUUAAUCUUGUGGGCUGCCUUCUGGAGCCAGCAACGCUGCCCACCCAGUUCUAUACUGCCCUGCUUUACACUGUAAGCACAGUAGUGUUAGUGUUGCAAGGUUUCUACUAUGAUCACAUCUACAAGUUGUGGAAAUGGCAGAGAGCUGAUGCUGACCAACAGGCUGUGGAUGAUGAUAAAAAACCACUGAAACCCAAGUCAGCUGGCUCAGCGAUUCCAAUACCCACUGCCUCGCCUAGAGCAACUCCUCGUAGGGAGUAUUAUUACACUUCAGCUAGAUCUAUGGCAAGCAGUGGUACUCCACCAUUUCGAAGUUACCUUAGAGCUGCCAGAAGCGGCCCUUCUGCAAUGGGACUUGACCAUGAAUCAUCCUCAGAUGAUGAGGCAGCUUCUGUUCCAUCUAAAUUUGUUAGCCAGCCUAGGCCAAUUCCACGAUCGGCUGGUUAUGGAACAUUUCUAGCCACAUCGCUCAACCUGCCCCUGCACAGCAAGGCUUUGACAGAUGCAUACAUUGGAUUUACUGGUAGAAGGCUUUUACAUGAAGGAGGUGCAAUGGAGCACAGUUCUUUCGGACAGUGGCUGGGAUGGCUUAUGGCAGCUAUAUAUAUGGGAGGUCGAAUCCCUCAAAUCUGGUUAAAUAUCAAAAGAGGGAGCGUCGAGGGCUUAAAUCCCCUAAUGUUCAUCUUCGCACUAGUGGCAAACCUCACUUAUGUUCUAAGUAUUCUUGUUAGAACAACAGAAUGGGACAGUAUCAAAGCUAAUAUGCCAUGGUUGCUAGAUGCUGCAGUCUGCGUCGCACUCGACUUAUUCAUCAUAUUGCAGUACAUCUACUACAGAUACCUUCAUCGAAAAAUGAUGAGCCGUGAAGAAGAAUAUGGAGACUACAUGGAUGCAAACAAGGCAGCUUUAUCUUGAUUCCACAUUGUAUAUUAGUCAAUAAUGAUGAAGAUGUUGUCCUUCCACUUGAGUCUACAGCGGAAGAGAACUUGACAGCCUUUAAUGAAUUCUGCCUGGUGGUUAGCUUUUUAAUGGAUAAGCCUACAAAUUUUGGAGCCAUACGUAAUACUUUGUCAAGUUUAUGGCGGCCAGGGAAAAGGGUCUUCAUGCAAGAAAUUUUGCAGUGCCGUUUUCUUUUUUAGUUCUUCCAUGACGUUGAUUUAAAGUGAGUUUUAGAGGGCUCCCCGUGGACCUUCAAUAAUUCACUUCUCCUUUUACACCAUCUACAGGCUGGUGACAAUCCGAUGGAGGUUCCUUUGCAUGAUGCUAUUUUCUGGAUCCAAGUGCACAACAUCCUGAUUGGUUAUUAUAAUGAAUCUGUUGUUGUGUUACUAGGUAACUUUUUGGGUAAAUUUGUGGCAUAUCACUCGGCUUCCCUCUCAAAAGGGUGGUAGAACUAUUUUCGAAUGCAAGUUUCUGUGGAUAUUAGGAAGCCUUUGAAAAAGAUGAAAAAAAGUUACAACCAAGGAAGGUAAAGAAGUAAAUGUCUCUUUCAAGUAUGAAAAAUUGCCCACUUUUUGCUACAUGUGUAGUCGAAUAGGCCAUUCUGAGUACUUUUGCGAGCUUCUCUUUGAUGCUUUGAUGUCCACAGCUCCUUGUGCAUGGAGUAGUUGGCUACGAGUAGAUACUCAUCAAACUUUUAUUUUGGAUAAUCCAUGGAUUUGAGACAAGUUUGGAGCUGUUGUGAACCAGAAUGUUGUAGGUGGCACAAUGAACAAUGACUCUUUGCAUGUUUUUAAUGAUGUACCUAUGAAAACCAUAGAAGAAAUUGAGGAUCGAACCGAUGGGACGGGAGAGGAGGAUGUUGUCUUUUUGGAGGAUUGUAACAAAUUCCCAAGAACGUUUAUUGAUUCUAUCACACAAGAUGCAGGACAAUAUAGUUCAGGUGAAAUACACCUUGCUAAUGCAUACUUUGUUUCUAACUACAUUGGUGGGUCCUGGUGAUCAAGCUCGCUGGGAUCCUGAUUUGCUUAAGUUGGAAUUGCGGGGUCUUGACAAUUGCCAUAAAAUUCGAACGUUAAAAGGAUUGAUUAGUGCCAACAAACUUGAUGUUAUUUUCCUUUGUGAGACUCUUUGUUCAUGAAAAUAAAAUAAAUGAAAUAAAAGUUCACUUUGGGUA
Molecule: messenger RNA, 2504 nt
Organism: Manihot esculenta (cassava)
Lineage: Eukaryota; Viridiplantae; Streptophyta; Magnoliopsida; Malpighiales; Euphorbiaceae
Product: probable vacuolar amino acid transporter YPQ1
Exons: 13
Coding region: 158-1303 (381 amino acids)
Source: RefSeq, a predicted model, not a curated record